AUGAUCAGCGCCCCUGACGUGGUGGCCUUCACUAGGGAGGAGGAGCUGGACGAUGAGCUGUACCGCGAGCCGCCGCUGCCCGAGGAGUACUCGGUGCCACUCUUCCCCUUCGCCAGCCACGGGGCCAACCCCUGGGCCAAGGUCGCCAGCUCCAAGUUCACCCGCGACUUCAUCCUCAUCUCCGAGUUCUCGGAGCAAGUCGGGCCCCAGCCCCUGCUGACCAUCCCUGAUGACGCUAAAGUGUCGGGCACUUUCGAUCUCAAUUAUUUUUCCCUUCGGAUCAUGUCGGUGGAUUACCAGGCUUCCUUCGUGGGGCACCCUCCUGGCUCUGCCUACCCAAAGCUGAACUUUGUGGAGGAUUCCAAAGUGGUGCUGGGGGACUCGAAGGAAGGGGCCUUUGCAUACGUCCACCACUUGACUCUGUACGACCUCGAAGCCAGGGGUUUUGUGAGGCCCUUUUGCAUGGCCUAUAUUUCUGCUGACGAGCACAAAAUCAUGCAGCAGUUUCAGGAACUCUCUGCAGAGUUCUCCAAAGCCUCUGAAUGCCUAAAGACGGGGAACAGAAAAGCUUUUGCUAAUGAACUGGAAAAGAAACUGAAAGAUCUCGACUACACCAGGACUGUCCUGCACAAUGAAACUGAGAUACAGAAGAAAGCCAACGACAAAGGGUAUUACACAACCCAAGCCAUCGAGAAGGCCAAUGAGCUGGCCAGCGUGGAAAAAUCUAUCAUCGAGCACCAAGAUCUGCUGAAACAAAUCAGGUCGUAUCCCUACAGGAAGCUGAAGGAGUCUGACUUCCAUCCCUACGAGCCCGACUGUGCGCUGGAUCAGGCCAACACGGGCUGCGGUCAGGACCUGACUACCUCCGACCUCGCUGAGCCUGGCGAACCGCACCUUUACGCCCAUGUGCUGUCCUAUACCCCCAAGCUCAUCAAAGCCAAGUCUGCCAAAUGCUUUGACAAGAAGCUGAAGACGCUGGAGGAGCUCUGCGAUAUUUAUUUUUUCACCCAAACCCUUGACCAGUUGCAUCAUAUCGAGAGGACUUUCAGAGGUGACGUGUGUUACCUCCUGACAGACCAGAUCAGCAGGGCGCUCCUAAAGCAACAAAGCGUAACUAACUUCCUCUUCGAGGAUGUAUCUUUUCUGGAUGAAAAACCACCUGAAAAACAGUACAGAGGCUGCCAGGGGCUCAGUCAAGAUGCCAUUGAAAGAAAGUGUUUGGAAGAGUCCCCUGCUCCUAAAGUGGUCAUCAGCCUGGGAUCGUACAAGUCCAGCGUGGAGAGCGUGCCCAUCAAGAUGGAGCCGGAAAUCGAGGACUCCCAGGAGCCCAAAAUGUCCGAAUCCGUGACGUUUGAACACCAGGAGAACCUGGACUAUCUCGAUGCAGAUAUUAAAGGCAGCAUCAGUAGCGGUGAGAGCAUCGAGGUUCUUGGAACAGAAAAAUCUGCGUCUGGCUUGACAAAAUCAGAGAGCCAGGCCAGCCUCCCCGUCAGCCCCAGUCCCCAGGCGGGCAGGAGUAAGGUGGGCAGCCGGCGGACCGUCAGCGAGGACAGCAUCGAGGUUCUCAGCACGUGUCCCUCUGAGUCGCUCAUCCCAGAAGAUUUCAAAGCGAGCUACCCAAGUGCCAUUAACGAGGAACCUUACGUGGAUGAUGAAGAGGGCGGCCUUCGCUUCACCCCUAAGCUAACCCCAGACAACGCUGACAAGCAGGAAGACAUUUUCAAACAGGAAAACUUGGUGCAGGUUGAUUCUGCCUGUUGUAUCGGAAAGGAGAGUCCCAGCUUCCUCGAUCCUCUGCCUGAUGUGGGACAGAAGCCCUGCGACGAGGACGGGGUGAUCAGGAUCCCCCCGCAGCCGUACCGGCUGCGCGGGAGUUUUGGGGGCUUCCCCUCCCACGACGGCAUCUCGGGGGGGCUCCUUCCCUACGAGCUGGACUCGCGCUACCUGACGGGCAGCAGAGAGGUCAGUAAGAGCAGCCUGGACGAGUGCUCGGACUCCACGAGCUAUAUCAGCAGCGCUGCCUCCACCUGCUCCGACAGGACCCCUUCUCCGGCUCACCCCGCCUGUCCGGCGAGUGAAAGGCACAAAAAAAAGGCCGGGCAGAACGCGCUGCGGUUCAUCAGGCAGUACCCCUUCGCUCACCCCGCCAUCUACUCCCUGCUCAGCGGGAGGACCCUCAUCGUGCUGGGGGAAGAGGAAGCGAUCGUCAAGAAGCUCGUGACGGCGCUCUCCAUUUUCGUGCCGAACUGUGGCAUUUACACCAAGCCAGUGAAGCACUGGGUCACUUCCCCUCUGCACCUCGUGGAUUUCCAGAAGUGGAAGCUGAUCGGGCUGCAGAGGACGGUGUCGCCUGCCGGAGUGAACGUGCUGCACGCCCUGAGCCGGUACAGCCGGUACGUCAGCAUUCUGGACGCCGACAGCAAGACUCUCCGCUGCCCGCUGUACAAAGGCACGCUGGUGUCCCGGCUGGCAGACCACCGCACGCAGAUCAAACGAGGGAGCACCUACUAUAUGCACGUCCAAAGUAUCCUCACCCAGCUGUGUUCGAAAGCCUUCCUCUUCACCUUCUGCCAUCAUUUGCACCUUCCUAUCAGUGAAAGGGAACCGGAGGAAUCCGUCAUGACUCGCAGGAUGAACUUUCUGAAGCUCCAACUGGGCCUUGCCAAUGAAGAUAUCAAAAUCGUGCAGUAUUUAGCGGAGCUGCUGAAGCUGCAGUACAUUCAGGAACCUGGCCAGGGGGUGAGCCCUCUGCUCAGAUUUGACUAUGUUCCCAGCUUUUUGUACAAAAUCUAG
Molecule: messenger RNA, 2793 nt
Organism: Pterocles gutturalis (yellow-throated sandgrouse)
Lineage: Eukaryota; Metazoa; Chordata; Aves; Pterocliformes; Pteroclidae
Gene: SMCR8
Product: Smith-Magenis syndrome chromosome region, candidate 8
Cellular component (GO): guanyl-nucleotide exchange factor complex
Molecular function (GO): GTPase activator activity
Source: RefSeq, a predicted model, not a curated record